This is a messenger RNA of Eutrema salsugineum, 1349 nucleotides long. Its product is annotated as mitotic spindle checkpoint protein BUBR1. Gene Ontology annotation, molecular function: protein kinase activity. Bases 35 to 1195 code for a protein of 386 amino acids. The transcript is spliced from 10 exons. NCBI's taxonomy places the organism in Eukaryota, Viridiplantae, Streptophyta, Magnoliopsida, Brassicales, Brassicaceae. The record is from RefSeq and is a predicted model, not a curated record. Gene Ontology annotation, biological process: meiotic sister chromatid cohesion, centromeric; mitotic spindle assembly checkpoint signaling.
UUGAUUUUCAAAAUUGUAAAGCGAAGAAGCGACUAUGGCGGAAACGAGUGUUCAGAUCUCAGAUCCAGAGUCAGAGUUUCUUGCUUCCAAGCAAGAGACCGGAUUUGAGUGGGAGCUUUUCAAGGAGAACGUCCGGCCACUGAAGAGAGGACGCAAUGUUCGUCAACUCAACCACGCUCUCAAAUCUCACUCCGACCACCAAUUGAAGAAGGAUCUCGUCGAUAAACGAAGGAAGUUGAUUGAAGCCAUCGAUGACUACGAAGGAGAUGACCCUCUCUCUCCUUGGAUUGAGUGUAUAAAAUGGGUGCAAGAAGCUUUUCCACAAGGAGGAGAAUGCUCGGGGCUGUUAGUGAUAUACGAGCAGUGCGUUCGCAAGUUCUGGCACUCGGAACGUUACAAGGAUGAUCUUCGUUAUCUCAAAAUCUGGUUGGAAUAUGCGGAGCAUUGUGCUGAUGCAGAAGUGAUUUACAAGUUUUUGGAGGUGAAUGACAUUGGGAAGACACAUGCUGUGUACUACAUAUCUUAUGCCUUGCACAUGGAGUUUAAGUCUAAGGUGAAAACUGCGAACGAGAUCUUCAAUCUCGGUAUCUCCAGAAAUGCAAAGCCAAUGGAAAAGUUGAAUGAUGCAUACAAGAAAUUCAUGGUUAGAACUAUGACAAGGCUCAAAACAGCUGAUGAAGAACCUAAGGAGAAUGACUUACCGUCAAGAAGCUUUGGCACAUUAUUGUCCAGGGGAGAUAAUAAUAAUGCAGGAAGGCAGGCGUUAGGACCACAAGCCAAAAAACCAAAGUCGAAUCACUCCUCCAAGACAACUUUCCCUAUCUACGCGGACACUACACCAGGGAAUAAUACACAGUUAGACAAGUCAAAACCAGAGUUUGGUAGCUGGCUCAUGCUCGGAGGCCGAGCAGAGAGGAACAAAGAAAACAAUUCUUUACCUGGAAAAUGGGCAACAUUCAAGGUUCCUCAGAAACCCAUUGUGAGAACUGCAACAGCCUCUGCUUCCACCUUUGAGGUCUUUGUCGAUGAAGAAGAAGAAUGUAAAGAGGGAGGAGAGAAGAAGAAGAAGACUGAAACCAUCUCAUCGUCAUCAAACGUUCUGCCCCUUAAUGAUGGCCGUGAGAUAAAAAAAGAAACAGAGCUGCUGCGACAGAACCCCUUAAGGCAUUUCCCAUCCAACAGCUUCCUACGAUGAUGAUGAGUAUUAUCUCUACGAACAAUCUAUAACAGACACGAUCUUCUGAUUUGAAUUUGAGGCUUUUGUCUAUAAAGCUCCUUGUAAUUUGCCUAUUUGGAUUUGUGUUUUGUGAUUUUCUGAGAUUUGUGUACCUUGAUGAGCCUUUUUUUCU